Messenger RNA from Aspergillus alliaceus, 438 nucleotides. RefSeq names its product resistance to Congo red protein. Gene Ontology annotation, biological process: vesicle-mediated transport. The transcript has 3 exons. Gene Ontology annotation, cellular component: intracellular membrane-bounded organelle. Lineage: Eukaryota; Fungi; Ascomycota; Eurotiomycetes; Eurotiales; Aspergillaceae. Bases 1 to 438 code for a protein of 145 amino acids. The record is from RefSeq and is a predicted model, not a curated record.
AUGGUCACCUACUGCCGCGAUCGGUGGGGAAACACAUAUCGAUGUCGGUCGUCGUGGUAUCACUGGGGCCGCUGGGUAUUACUAGGAGUUAUCCUCGUCGUCGCAUUUGUGGCAUUCUUCAUGUUCGCAUGUAUGUCGGCUCGGAAGCGUCGUCGUCGCGGUCAGCAACCUUUGUAUGGCACAGGCUGGACCGCCGCGGGCCAACACCCUCCGCAGGGUCAGUGGCAGCAACAACCGCAAUAUCCUAAUCAAGCCCCGCCUGCACCACCUGGAUACCAACCGUCUCCAGAACAAGGCUACGGGCAGGGAUACAGUCAGGAUCAGGGGUACUACGGUCAGCAGCAAUACGGAACCCAGCUCCAGCAGCCACCCAAUGCCUAUGCCCGGGAUGGGGGAUUUUCACCCCCACCCGGACCGCCCCCGGGAAACUAUAAGUAG